AUGGAGAUGAUGCGCCAUGAAAGAAGCAGCUGCAAGCUGUCGUACUGCGCCGUCAGCAUGGUAGCUUUUUUCUUCGUGUGGUCGUUGCUGGCAGUGGGUCUUGGCGUGCACUACGGAGAGCUCAACGCGCCUGCAAAUACACGCGAGCCAGUCACGCCGAAGCCUCGUACACUUUCGCAUCCAGUCAGCGAUUGGAUACUCCCCGAAAACGUGGUACCAAUCUCGUAUAAUCUGAAAAUUCAGACCUAUUUGCCGUCAUCAGUUCUGUUGCACCCGAAAGAGCUCGAAUUUGCGUUUCACGGCGACGUUACGAUUUACAUGGAAUGUCGAAAUAGCACAAGCAAAAUAAUCAUGAAUCUAAAAGGACUGGACGUUGUUAAAGAAUCCCUGAAGCUGAGCACCGAGGACGGACAGCUCCUGGAAUUUGAUAUUCCUCCUUUUCAGCUCCAGCCAGAACUUGAACGCAUAAUCUUCUCGCUGAAGUCUGAGCUUGUGACCGACCAGCGAUACGUGCUAAACGUCAGUUACUCUGCUCCUCUGUCGGACAGUCUUGGCGGAUAUUAUCGAAGCAAAUACACCGAGAAUGGUAUUACAAAGUAA
Messenger RNA from Soboliphyme baturini, 600 nucleotides. Lineage: Eukaryota; Metazoa; Nematoda; Enoplea; Dioctophymatida; Soboliphymatidae. The record is from the annotation of a GenBank genome assembly.